This is a messenger RNA of Perkinsus marinus ATCC 50983, 603 nucleotides long. RefSeq lists its product as hypothetical. Lineage: Eukaryota; Perkinsozoa; Perkinsida; Perkinsidae. The record is from RefSeq and is a predicted model, not a curated record. The transcript has a single exon. The annotation marks the transcript as partial.
AUGGAACAACUGAAAAACCUCGCGAACAAGGACCGUGCUGAUGACACUAAGAUGAAGAGCUCGUUGCUCAAGGGUGAUGGUGAUAACAACGAGAGGACUCAAGAAGUACAGGAAAGUAUGAAGAAAGUUACUGGCAACCUCGAGACUAUUGAAGAUGCAGUUGGUCUGAAGAAUAACGAUCUCGGUGAUGAAGUGACGGAGUUUGGUCAGAGGGACACGGGCCUGCUCUCUGGAGCAGGAGGAGCGGUGGUCCAGGCCGAGUCAUUGGUGUCUAAGGAAUUGAAGGAGGGAAGGGCUGGUAACAAGUUCGAUAUUGAGACAGCUCAUAUGGGCAAUAAUCGACGAAUAGAGAAGACUGAGGCUGAGAAGGAUCAUUCGGCAAUUUUAGCCAGGCAUGAGGAAGCUAUUUUCAAAGGUUUGGAACAUUCUGCUAAGAACAAUAUAUCUGGAAUGUUCAAGAAAGCUCAAGAGACUAAACUUAGAAUGACUAAGACCCUUUCCAAUGUGAUGGAUGAGCUGGGGAAGAUGCAGAUGGACUUUGAAGGCUCUGAGGCUGGUGAUAGCAGCGAUAUUGCAAUUCGUCUUGCUCACACGAGACAGGCG